UAAAAUAGAAUAAUCGAACGGUGAUUAUUGAAAGAUUCACAUUGGUUACUAUAGACCUGUCCUCUUCUUAACAUUUGUCCAUAAAAUUUAUUUUCCGUACCUCUCAAAACCCUAAUUCCCAAAAUCCGUUAAAAUAAAAUGAAAUUCCCAUCGCUCUCAUCAUUCUCUUCUCCAUCUCCAAUGGAUCAUAUAGCAGAUUGAGAUUGGCAAUGCAAAAUGUUCUUCUAAGAUUUGGAAGUGUUAAACUAUGUUUACAGUUCACGCAGUUUCUUAUGGUCUGAUUGAGUGUGUUCUGAUGUAUGGUUUCUAUGCACGUCAAACUUGCUUAGGCACAAUGCUUAAGGCUGAUGGUUUUUAAUUCUCUGAGAGCUGGUAGAUACAUCCAUCGAUUUUGGGGUACAAGCACUCUAUCCCUUGAUAGUUUUUGUGCAUUUGGCUAUCCAGUAAUUUGCAGCCGUAUGAAGGAAAUCAAAGUAAAAGAUGCUUCUACUUGGUGUACUCUUGUACCUGAUGGAGAACCCCAUAUCCAGUCUGUAUGUGAGGACCAUAAGUGUUCAUCUGUAAGUGUGAAAUCUACCCCUGAAAUAGAAAAGAAAUACGUCCAUCGUGUUUAUGAUGCUAUUGCCCCCCAUUUUAGUUCCACCCGUUUUGCUAAGUGGCCAAAGGUUGCUGCUUUCUUGGAAUCUUUGCCUACUGGCUCUCUUGUCUUGGAUGCAGGAUGUGGAAAUGGGAAAUAUCUAGGGUUAAAUUCCAGCUGCUAUUUUAUUGGAUGUGAUAUAAGUCCUCCCCUUAUCAAAAUAUGUGUUGAUAAAGGGCAUGAAGCUUUGGUUGCAGAUGCAGUUAAUCUUCCUUACAGAACUAAUUUUGGUGAUGCAGCAAUCUCUAUUGCUGUGUUACAUCACUUAAGUACGGAGAAUAGGAGAAAGAAAGCAAUUGAAGAAUUAGUGCGAGUAGUCAGAAAGGGUGGUUUAGUUCUAAUAACCGUCUGGGCUGUAGAACAAGAGGAUAAGUCAUUACUUACAAAAUGGACUCCACUUACCGAAAAGCAUGUAGAAGAGUGGAGAGGACCACGUAGUCCUUGUGUUCGUUGCCCUUCAUCCUUCUCUUUAGAAAGCAUUCCUGAAACUGAGGAAAAUGGUUUGAGUGGGCAUAUGAAAGAUUCUAGGGAGAGUUUAAUGGAGGAUAUGCAACAAUCAGCAUGUUUAAACCCCCAAAAUAAAGAUGAUUCAUUGGUUUCUAAAGAUGGGAGGAGUCAACAGGAAUAUUUUGUCCCUUGGCACUUACCUUAUCAUCGUGCUGAAGUUAGUGGUGCUUCUGCUGUUGCUCUUGCAACUGGUUUGGCAAAGAAAGAUGAUAAGAAGGGUGCUGUAGUCUACAACAGAUAUUACCAUGUGUUUGGUGAAGGUGAGCUUGAGAGGUUGGUAUCUGGAAUGGAUAAUGCUGUGAUCGUUGAUAAGUUUUAUGACAAAUCAAACUGUGGCAGCCUUUGCACACUCUUCAUGGUUGAAUUUGGUUUUAGCAAUAUGAAGAAUGAGAUUAAAAAGUUGCUGGUUAAGGAUACUUCACCAUCUCUUAAAUAGUAACAGAGGUGCUCAUCAAUGUGGCAAAAGAUGAAAUUGAGAGGUGCAGCCAAAGAGAUAAUUGCUCAACCUUUUUCCCCAUAUACAAUGUGUUGGUAUUGCUAGGGCAUGUAUUUCUCUCCUAAAUGAGGAACAUCAGCGAAAAAUUCUGUUUACAGGUGUCAGAUUGUGAGUUAAUAGUUCGUCUCGGAUCAAAAUUGUCCCCUGCUCUUCAGUUGUUCAUCUAUUCUCCAUGCAAACUGAGAAUGCAUUAAAAAGACAAGAAACCAGCAACUGAUAUUGCUUGUCAGUUGUCACAUGUAAUUGUUUCCUAACACCAAAAGUAGAGGAAUUUUUUAGCUAAUUCCUAUCUAGUUGCCAAGAAAUGAUUAAUAAGAGGUGCAUGUUGGCAAGGAAUAUCAAUUUCAUUUAAUUUUGUUUAAAAACCAUAAUGUGUUUGAUAAAAAUUUUCCAUGCAUAGGUGACUCUGGCUCUGGCUCUGGCUCUGGCUAGUAGUUCAGUAUUUGUUCCCAUAUAUAGAAAAAUUCAACUGUCUUAGUAAAUAACAUUAAUAAUGAUGGUGUAGAACAAGGAUAACAAAUAAUCCAGAGCUAAUAACAUAUGACUCAAUUUCAAUGGGAGAAGAGAGACAUUAAUUUUAUUUUUGGCUAGGAGUUAAAUUUGCUGUUCAAUUGUAACACUUCAAUACUUAAGAGCAAGACCUCUAUUUAGGAAUUUUGAUGGAUGGAAAUUGACAUGUAAACAGAAUUUACGUCUCUUUUUUACAAAGAAGAUCGUAAUUUAAUGAAAGGAUAGGAAAAGAAAUUAUAAGUGAUGGCAUUAACUUCGA
Durio zibethinus is the source of this 2409-nucleotide messenger RNA. RefSeq names its product tRNA (carboxymethyluridine(34)-5-O)-methyltransferase-like. The record is from RefSeq and is a predicted model, not a curated record. Gene Ontology annotation, molecular function: tRNA (5-carboxymethyluridine(34)-5-O)-methyltransferase activity; S-adenosylmethionine-dependent methyltransferase activity; tRNA binding. NCBI's taxonomy places the organism in Eukaryota, Viridiplantae, Streptophyta, Magnoliopsida, Malvales, Malvaceae. Gene Ontology annotation, biological process: tRNA wobble uridine modification; tRNA methylation. Gene Ontology annotation, cellular component: nucleus; cytoplasm.